Molecule: messenger RNA, 1271 nt
Organism: Onychomys torridus (southern grasshopper mouse)
Lineage: Eukaryota; Metazoa; Chordata; Mammalia; Rodentia; Cricetidae
Product: golgin subfamily B member 1-like
Exons: 5
Cellular component (GO): Golgi apparatus; membrane; cis-Golgi network
Source: RefSeq, a predicted model, not a curated record
GAUUGACAGCUCAGGCCAGUUGCCUAAAUGCUGCUUCCGGUGAUGUGGCCCUGAGGGUGGUACUUACCCUCUCCCUCCUUCGGUUCUCUCAGCUGCUCGAGAAGAAUGCCCUAACCAUCCAGCUCAGUGAUACUAGCCAGAGACUCCAUGAGACACAGCACCACUACAGUGAGCUCUUCAAAUGCUGUGCUGUCCUGGAGAAGCAGGUGCAGGAGCUGCAGGUGGUGUCACAAAAUGUAGAUGCUACUCUAGGAGCACCCCUGGAAAAUGAUGGAACUUGUAAGAAGAAUGAUUCUGAGGCCACAAGGGAGCCACACCCAAGUGUUCCUGAGGCCCAGCAGGAACUAUAUAAUACUCAGCAAGAAGUGAGCGAGUUAAAGAAGCUGCUGGAAGAAGAACGCAACCGAAGACUGAGCACUGAAAAUAGACUCUCCCUGGCCGAGGAACAGAUUAAAUGGCUGACGCAGAGAGAAAGGGAAUCGGCCCGGACUCCUAUCACUGGUGCCUAUGGCUCUCAGGAAACAACUGUUUUAAUAGAUAUCCCAGGCAUCAGCUGUCAAGUGACUCGGAGUCAUGCUGGGUGUAAGCGGGUUCUGUGUUCACUAUGCCGUUCCCGGACCCAAAUGCCAGUGUUUGCAGCCAUCUACUUCCUGUUGGUCCAUGUCCUUUUCAUCCUCUGUAUCACAGGUUAUCUGUGAACUUGACUCUCAGAACCUUUAAUUCAUUUGUAUCUAACAUAAGAAUUGUUUGUUCCAGAAAGCCUUCCCACUUUUUUUUUUUCCUACCCCUAUUUCCUUGGAAAAUUCUUGUGACCACAAAGGUAGAAGUGAGGACAGUUUGGAGCUGCAAACCUGGUGUAGCCUAUUUGUAUCCUGAAUGUUCCAACACAGGGGUCCUGAGACCGUGCGGGAGCAUCACCGCUUCUACUGAGCCACCACACUAUUGUGCGGGUGUGAAUUCUGUCUUCAAUACCAUUGUCCCCUGCCUCUGGGAACAGGGCUAAGGCAAUGGAAAGAGAAGGCAAAACACCUGAAUCCAGACCUGAGAGCAGCGGUCACGAGUGGCUCCCACUGUGCCUGUCUCCCCUGCCAGCCACUGGUUUUGUCAUUAUGGACAUGAUGUGUUCCCUUCCUGUACCCAUCAUCUGAGGAAGGGCGAAGACUGAUUGACCCACCAACUCUUUGUUUCACAUUGAUUAAAUUUUAGUCACAACAUCCCAAGGACUUCCGGAACUCCUGUAAAAUAAAAUAAUAAAAUUAUUUUCAGAAUAA